AUGGCAGCCAGCCGCCAGAAGAAAGCGAUUUUGCAAGUGCCAUGGGCAGCCCAAGCCAACUUAUCUCCACUUUCGUCACAGGCCUCAGAGGCAGCCCACGCCAACUUACCUCCACCUUCGUCACAGGCCGCAGAGGCAGCCCCGGGGCGGCCUAAGAAGUGUCUGGUCUACCCGCACCCGCCCCGGAGGUCCCGCCUGUCUCGGUCGAUCCUGCGCUGGCUCCAGAGCUUGGACCUCACCUUCUUCCCCAGGAACAUCAACAGGGAUUUUUCCAAUGGCUUCCUGGUAGCAGAAAUAUUCGCUAUCUAUUACCCCUGGGACCUUAGCCUCUCAUCCUUUAGAAACGGCACUUCUUUAAGAGUCAAGUUGGAUAACUGGGCGCAGUUGGAAAAGUUCCUGGCCAAAAAGAAAAUCAGAUUACCCAGAGAACUAAUCUACGGCACGAUCCACUGCAAAGCCGGCGUGCCGGAGAUCCUGGUCCAGGAGGUGCACCGCUUGCUAACACACCAGGAAACCGAAAGUAUCCAGGACGACCUUGUGAACUUCACAGACUACAGUUACCAGAUGCAACUGCCUCUGCUCCCCAGGUCCACGGCCUCCAAGUUUAUUAAAGAUAACAUCAGGUUGUCCGAACUCAUGAGCAAUCGCAGCCUGCGCAGCAAUGAGCUGAAAAUCGAUUUCCUCUUCCUUCUGCAAAUGUUGCAAAGGAAGUUAAGCAGAAAGAUGCACCCAAGCAGGUUUGAAGUCAAACCGACCGUGGGAGAACUCACUCUGGACCACAUCUCUGCCCAGGCCUCUCGCCACAAGCCCAAAGCAGCGAACCCACGGCCACGGGACGUUUCUGUUCUACGUACGCGCUUUUGCUGUGGUUUCAUUUUUAACUUUUCAUCUGUGAAAAGGGAUUUUUUGGGACACAUCUAA
Molecule: messenger RNA, 921 nt
Organism: Myotis daubentonii (Daubenton's bat)
Lineage: Eukaryota; Metazoa; Chordata; Mammalia; Chiroptera; Vespertilionidae
Gene: SPATA4
Product: spermatogenesis associated 4
Exons: 6
Coding region: 1-921 (306 amino acids)
Biological process (GO): regulation of cytoskeleton organization
Cellular component (GO): axoneme
Molecular function (GO): microtubule binding
Source: RefSeq, a predicted model, not a curated record